Messenger RNA from Trematosphaeria pertusa, 1681 nucleotides. Its product is annotated as cytochrome P450. The transcript has a single exon. NCBI's taxonomy places the organism in Eukaryota, Fungi, Ascomycota, Dothideomycetes, Pleosporales, Trematosphaeriaceae. Gene Ontology annotation, molecular function: iron ion binding; heme binding; oxidoreductase activity, acting on paired donors, with incorporation or reduction of molecular oxygen. The record is from RefSeq and is a predicted model, not a curated record. Bases 1 to 1524 code for a protein of 507 amino acids.
AUGCCUACGGUCUUGACCCUUGGAUGUGUUGCCCUUGUGGUCUUGUAUGGGACCUUCUAUGCCUUACUACACGCUACCCAGAACAAGCGUGAACCUCGCCUCCUGCCGGGUACAAUCCCUUUCCUGGAUCCUGGAAUCGGAAUAGCCAGGAAUAAAGUCGACUACCUCGUCAAUCUUCGGAAGCGAUAUCGCCUGCCCAUCCAUACCAUGCGUAUGCCGUUCCAACGAUUCUACAUCGUCCAAUCGCCGCAAUUGAUUCAGACUGUGCAGAACAAGACCAAUAUCUCAACCUUCGUACCGACACUGCUAGACUUUGGGAUGCUCUUCAGCGGGCUGAAUAAGGAAUCCCAGAAGGUGCUCCGCGGGGCAUUCGAUAUCAACGGCAAUGGCUUCACAAUCAGCGUACACAAGUACCUCACGGCUGGUCCAACGCUACAAGUGGCGACCCGGACCGCCAUCGAUAACCUUUCGGCAAGUGUUCCGAGCGGCUUCGCCACCUCGGGUGAAAUUGGACUGUUGGAAAACAUUCGACAUCACCUGACGCUCGCGCUUACUGGCGCAGUGUAUGGACCGGAGAACCCAUACGACGACCCUGACAUCGAGGCUAGCUGGCAGGAGUUCGUCCCGGGUAUCAGUCACCUCCUCUACAGCCCGCUCCCGUCGCUCACCGCCCGCAAAUGCCUCCGUGCCCGCGGCCGGGUUAUUGAUGCUUUCAAAAAGUAUUUUGAGACCGAUGGCCACCUCCAAGCAUUUCCAAUGAUUGCCGAAAUGUUCGAGGCAAACAAGGGGCACGGUCUUUCAGCGAGUGAAGCCGCCAAGAUGGAAAUGGCGACAUCGCUCGCAAUGCUCAGCAGCAGCGCCAUCACGACAUUCUGGCUAAUGUUUCACGUUCUCUCCAAUCCCUCGGCCCUCAGCGAUUGCCGCCAAGAACUCCUCGGCCUUGUUGUCAACGAAGCCGAGACCAACACAGGCCAUGUUAAGGUCGUCGACUUGGCCACGAUUAAGGCCAAAUGCCCAACCCUAGCAGCUAUGCUGCACGAGACUCUUCGCUAUCACAGCACAGUGAUCAACGUCAAGAAGGUACAUCAUGACACCACCCUUGCCUCUCAAUACUAUCUCAAGAAGGGUGGCAUCUUGAUGAUCCCGGGAACUGCUGUGCACCACGACCCUGAGGUAUGGGGCCAUGGCGCAGAAACCUUCGACCACCGGCGCUUUCUUAAUCCUGAAGGACACAAGAAGCUCUCAAGCACUUCGGCUUUCCGUCCUUUCGGCGCUGGCGCCACGAUGUGCCCAGGUCGGCACUUUUCCACGAACACUAUCCUCUCGCUCGUUGCUAUGGUCCUUCUGCAGUUCGAAAUACGUCCUGUCGAGGGGCGGUGGAGUAUGCCUACGAAGCGUAACGCAGACCUUUGGAACGCGAUGCCCAAGCCAGACAACGACGUACGAGUUCGCAUUGCCCGGAGGAAAGACCCUGGAACCGCGCAGUGGAAGUUUGUAUGGGGCAGCACGGUGCAGGGUAUGUGAGCAUAUAUAGAGGUCACACCCUGUUGAACUCGCCUGUUCCAUUAAAACGCACGCGUCUCCGCAAUCCCUUAUUAUGGGAGGUCCGAGCCAGGCUUGGGGACGACUAUAGCAGACUCAUUGUCAACAACUACAUCGGCGAAUGUAGACAACAUGACGG